GUGCGUCAGCUGGUACUUUGCGCGCGCGCGCUCGCACUACAGUUCUGUUUCUAUGCGAGAUUUGUUUUCAAAUGGAGGAGUCUUUGAUAUUCCGAUGGGACCAGGAAUACUCAAAGUACGGCGGCUGCAGCGAUAAGCUGGGCCGAAGCGAUUCGGUGUCAUCUGCGAGGUUUGAAUUAAGUUUACGCUGUUAGGGGUAAACAGAGACACUACAGUUUUUUGUGUUUUAUCGGCGCAGGGUAGUUUUCCAACCGGCUUCAUUAGCUUGACGAGCUAGCAUACAUACCAACAGCUGUGGGGCGCUAAUGGGGAUGCGUUGGAAGGUGUUGCAGAGGUGUUUUAUUUAGGUUUGUUUCCACUGCUUUGUAACAUGGACUCUGGUGGUAGUUGUAGGCUGGCAGCGCUGGCUUGUCUCAGAUGAAGACCCUGCUCAAAUAGUUAUGAGCAGUUUCAAUCAAAACCUCCGCAUAAGCUCGUCUUUCAGCGCAGACAGUAAGGGUCCAGCGGUCAGUACUGACACCGGGAACAAGGACUGGGUUCUGGGAAAUGAUGUGUUUUCCUGCUGUCACGAGAUGAGCCUCGUGGACGACUCGAUGCAGGCGGGGAUGUCGUCGGUCCAGCCGGGACUGGACGGUCACCUGCCGCUAAUACGUGCCCAGACCCACGGCUCCCAGGACGGCAUAUUUUUCGACCUGGGCUCCCCGGAAGACUACCUGGACAGCAGCCCGUUAGAGUUCAGGGACAGCGAUGGGAACGGUGUUGGCCCGUUAUUCGAGAGGAGGAAGAGGUCUCGCUCCAACAGCUCCAGACACAGGUUUAACGAGGUGGUAACGGAGCUAGUCCCGGAGGAGGUUCGGUGGUUCUAUAAAGAAGACAAGAAAACAUGGAAGCCUUUUAUCGGACACGACUCUCUUAAAAUUGAGCUAAUGUUUCGGAAAUACUGCGAGCUGAACCCCGGUGCGAUACGCUCCAGGGUCGGCGAUGGAGAGGAGGAGACUGGCGGUAAAUGUGUGGACAGCCCGGGGCAGAACGGCGCAGUGCCCGUGGACACUGGCACUAGCAGCGUGGACGAAGGCCGCGGCUCUCUUGACACAUCUACUGUGUCCUUUGAUGGGACCGACCUGGACGGCACUGAAGUCAACGUGGAGCCUGUGUGUGUUCGGGGAGGCCUUUAUGAGGUCGAUAUAAAAGAGAGAAAAUGCUACCCUGUCUACUGGAAGCAACAAGACCAUAUUCCUGUGAUGAGAGGCCAGUGGUUCAUUGAUGGUAGCUGGCUCCCGCUGGAGGAAGAAGAGAGCGACCUCAUUGAGCAGGAGCACCUGAACCGUUUCCGAGGCCAACAUUUGCAGGACAGCUUUGAGACGGAUCUGGUGGUGAAGACCGUUGAUAGCAAAGAUGCCAUCCACCAUUUGAAGCUGAGCCGGACGCAUGUAGAUUGGCACAGCGUAGAAGAAGUCUACCUUUACAGCGACGCUACCACAUCAAAAAUUGCUCGCACUGUUACCCAGAAACUGGGGUUCUCCAAAGCCUCAAGCAGCGGCACACGGCUCCAUCGAGGUUAUGUAGAGGAGGCCUCUCCAGAGGACCGGCCCCCUCAGACUACCCACGUUGUCUUUGUGGUGCAUGGGAUUGGCCAGAAGAUGGACCAGGGACGCAUUAUUAAAAACACUGGAAUGUUGAGGGAAGGCGUGAGGAAAAUGGAGGAGAAGCACUUUUCUGAGCACAACGAUGAACACGUAGAGUUUCUCCCUGUCGAAUGGCGUUCUAAACUAGCGCUGGAUGGAGAUACGGUUGACUCCAUCACACCAGACAAAGUGCGAGGGCUGCGAGACCUUCUCAACAGCAGUGCCAUGGACAUCAUGUACUACAACAGUCCUCUUUAUCGCGACGAAAUAACCAAGGGGCUCACAGAAGAGCUGAACAGACUGUACUCGCUCUUCUGCUCGCGGAACCCUGAUUUUGAAGAACGGGGUGGAAAAGUGUCCAUUGUGUCUCACUCCCUUGGCUGUGUCAUCACCUAUGACAUUAUGACAGGAUGGGAUCCCGUACGGUUCUGUCUGCAGGAGCAUUGCGCAGUAGAGGAGGAGCAGGAUUUCCGCUGGAUGUCUUAUGAAGAGAGGCAGCUUUUAGAGGAGCUGAGGCUCACAAAGAAUAGGUUAAGAGAGUUGGAAAAUCAACUGGUCAAACUGGAGGCCUCUAAUCCUUCAGCUCCCCCAGCUCUUAAAUUCAAGGUAGAAAACUUUUUCUGCAUGGGGUCUCCUCUAGCAGUUUUCUUGGCGCUGAGAGGGAUUCGCCCAGGCACCAGUGGCCACCAGGACCAUAUCCUGCCCACCUCCAUCUGCAGCCGGCUCUUCAAUGUCUUCCAUCCCACAGACCCUGUGGCUUACAGACUGGAGCCUCUCCUCCUUAAGCAUUAUAGUAACGUUGCACCUGUCCAGAUACAUUGGUGUAGUGCCAGUAACCCUUCGUCCUACGAUGAGGUGCGGCCUACCUUCCUCAAUCCAGUUAAAGAUCCAGCUUCAGAUACGGAGAGUAUUCCCAGCCCGAGUACAUCUCCUGUUUUGGCCCGUAAACACUAUGGAGAGUCUAUCACCAGCCUGGGCAAGGCCAGCAUACUAGGUGCAGCAAGCAUAGGAAAGGGUUUAGGAGGCAUCCUCUUCUCGCGGUUUUCCCGAUCAAACAGCCAACCUUCAGUGUCCUUAGGAGUUGAGGGAGGAGCAAACGCUGAGGAAGAAGAGGAGAAACGCACAGAAAGCCAGUCGUCUUACGGUCUUUCCACAAUAAUUCGACCAACAUCUCCCACUGGUGACGCUUUAUUGGAGCUGGAGAGACGCAUCGACUUCGAGCUGAGGGAGGGUCUGGUAGAGAGCCGCUAUUGGUCAGCGGUGACCUCACACACUGGCUACUGGUGCUCACAUGACAUUGCACUCUUCUUGCUGACCUUCAUAUAUAAUAAGUCAACACCCUCUGCCUCAGCAGAAGAAACUCCGGAAACAGACUGAGGCAUUCGUUACAACACAUACGCCUGAGGAGGUGUCCUGUAACUGCUGAAGCUUUUGUCAAUUCCUGACAAAGCUCAAACAGUGACUGUUUGAUUCUCCCCUUGCAACCUUUCAAAUACAUAAACUAUCUAUC
Gambusia affinis (western mosquitofish) is the source of this 3135-nucleotide messenger RNA. RefSeq names its product DDHD domain containing 1a (gene ddhd1a). Gene Ontology annotation, molecular function: metal ion binding; glycerophospholipase activity. Bases 441 to 3002 code for a protein of 853 amino acids. NCBI's taxonomy places the organism in Eukaryota, Metazoa, Chordata, Actinopteri, Cyprinodontiformes, Poeciliidae. The record is from RefSeq and is a predicted model, not a curated record. Gene Ontology annotation, cellular component: cytoplasm. The transcript has 13 exons.